Sander lucioperca (pikeperch) is the source of this 1205-nucleotide messenger RNA. Its product is annotated as adenosine receptor A3-like. The transcript is spliced from 2 exons. The record is from RefSeq and is a predicted model, not a curated record. Gene Ontology annotation, molecular function: G protein-coupled adenosine receptor activity. Bases 16 to 987 code for a protein of 323 amino acids. Gene Ontology annotation, biological process: G protein-coupled adenosine receptor signaling pathway. Gene Ontology annotation, cellular component: synapse; membrane; dendrite. Lineage: Eukaryota; Metazoa; Chordata; Actinopteri; Perciformes; Percidae.
CAGGUGGAAAGCACAAUGGCUGUGGAAGAGGUCAUCUACACAUUUUUUGAGGUGAUUAUUGCUGUUUGCUGCUGUCUUGGUAACAUGUUGGUUAUUUUGGCACUGUGGACCAGUAAAAGCAUUCAACAGCCCACCUUCUACCUUGUUGUCAGUCUGGCUGUGGCUGACUUUAUGGUUGGCUGCAUGGCCCUACCGCUGGCUGUGGUAGUUGACGGACGAGUGAAGACUUCUUUCUACGGCUGUCUUUUCAUCAGCUGUGUGACCAUCCUGUUGACACUAGCCUCAGCUUUGUCUCUUGCGGCUAUUGCUGUGGACCGCUUCCUCCGGGUAUAUGUACCCCUCAGGUACAAAAGGACUGUAACACGGAGACAUUGUUGGCUUGUUGUAGCAGCAUGUUGGCUUGUUGCAAUACCACUGAGCUUUGCUCCCACGCUUGGAUGGUACAACCAUGAAACCUGGUCUAAGUCAGUUAACUCUACUAUUGUUUGCAGGCUUAUAGAUGUGAUCCCCAUGUCAUACCUGGUUUACUUUAGAUUCUUAGUUUGCGCCCUGAUACCUCUGUUGGUGAUGACUGUAUUGUACGGCUACAUUUUCUGGACAAUCCGAGGAAACCUUCGAGAGAAACCAGGCAACGGUGCCCAAGAACAGUCUCAGAUCUACCUAAAGAAAGAAAAACAGCUGGCAGGAUCUCUGUCUCUGGUCUUGGCUCUGUUUGCCCUGUCCUGGCUCCCAAUCCACAUUAUGGACUGCAUAUUUUACUUUGGUGGGCCAGAUUAUGUACCAGUAAAAGCUUUCUAUGUUGGCAUCCUGCUUUCUCAUGCUAACUCAGCUGUAAACCCACUUGUGUAUGCAUUCAAAAUACAAAAGAUCAAGACAGCCUACCUGAAGCUGUGGAGACGGUAUAUUGCAUGUGGAGAAGAAAUUCAAGGAUCUCAGACAACCCAGUCGACUGACAACAAUCUCAAUAGGGUGGCCAACAAUGAGUGAAAGAAGACUUUUGUUUGUUUGUUUGCUUCUUUGUUCUUAAAGUUCAGGUUUUGGCUGUUGAGCAUAAUUAAACAUUGUAAAACAUAUUAUAUUAGAUGUGGGUGAACAUAUGGGUGAUUGUUGCAAAUAACUGUCACUGUCAAGGAAAGGGCAACUUUCACUGUCCUACAAGCUUUAGUUUCAUAUCACUGCUGUGCUUCUGGUUGUAUUGAGCUGUA